Molecule: messenger RNA, 4750 nt
Organism: Corvus hawaiiensis (hawaiian crow)
Lineage: Eukaryota; Metazoa; Chordata; Aves; Passeriformes; Corvidae
Exons: 2
Coding region: 15-1667 (550 amino acids)
Biological process (GO): viral process
Molecular function (GO): zinc ion binding; nucleic acid binding
Source: RefSeq, a predicted model, not a curated record
CAGCACAGCCGCCAAUGGCGGACCUCUUGGCAGAGCAGCUUACGGUGAUGCGGGAGGUAUCACAGCAGCUGGCAGCACUGCUGGAGAUGUUGCUGCGGGUAACCGUGGCCGGACCCGUGCCGGCAGCGGCCCCGGCGGCGGCGCCUGCACGGACAGUGGCACUGCUGCGAGUAGCUACAUCGCUACCCUCCACACAACCGUCUACAGCCUCCGCUGCUACGCCGUCCGCUGGCCCGGCGCCCAUACCCUGCCAGCUUUCUUCAUCUGCAUUGGAGCCAUCGGAAAUACUCCUGCCUGACGAAGCAAACAGUAAUACAGAGGAAACACCUGCUCCACAGCAGGAGACUGUGGUGGUGGCCAGACGCCGGCAAUCAGUAAGUCGGCUGCCCCAGAACUGUCCUUGGACGCUUCCAGAGUGUAAGGUGACUGUGCGUCCAAAAAAUUCAAGGCGUUUUUGGGAGGCGGUCAGGUUGCGGGCUCUGGAGGCGGGAGACUGGGAUUUAAUAGAGAAAGUAGGGAUGCCUGAAGAUGCAGAGGGACCUGUGCAGGUUGCUACAGUACCUCGAGAAGGUGUAAUGGUAGAUCAAGACGAUAGCGAACCCUCGCAGGGGGUUAUCCAAGCCUUUCCUGUGCAGAAGGCUCUUCCCAACAUGGGUCAGCCUUACAAGCGUGAGGUUAUUGCUCGGAGGGUGAUCCAAUAUUUACAAUCCAAAGUGGCACAAUAUGGGCUCGGUUCUCCUGAAGUCAUGCAGGUUAUUAGAGUGCUGAAUACUGAUCUGCUUUCUCCGUUUGAUAUUAAGCAUUUAGGUCAGGUGAUAUUUCAACCUGUGCAAUUUACAGUUUUUGAGAGCAAUUGGAGAAGGAUGGCUGAAAAAGCUGCAGCUCAGAAUGUGCAGUUGCCUCCAACUGAUCCCAGACAUGGAGUUCGAGUAGAUGCUCUUAUGGGAGCUAAUUUCUUUUCUAAUCCCGAUCUCCAAGCUACCUGGCAUCCUCAGGUCCUUGAACAGGCUCAAAGGAUUGGUAUGGGAGCUCUAUUAAAAAGUAUAGACAUGGCUGCUCCUAAAACACGAUAUGUGAAAAUAUCUCAGGGGCAGAAAGAGCAAUUUUUAUCCUUUGUGGAAAAAAUUGCUGCGGCCCUCGAGAAGCAGGUUGAAGAUGAGACAUUAAGGCAGAUGUUGUGCAAACAAUUAGCAAGAGAUAAUGCCAACAAUGAGUGUAGAAAGAUCAUAGAUGCUUUGCCAAGGGACCCUACACUAACAGAGAUGGUUGAAGCGUGCUCUAAGGUGGGGUCUGGGGAUUAUAAAUCUGCUUUGGCUGCAGUUCUGCAGCCUAUUCAAGUAAAUUCUGAUCGUGAACAAAGGAAGCCUAAGGUUGAGAGCAAGCAGAAACAGGCUAGACAGAAGCAGAAAGAGAACAAGGGAAGUUCCCACUGCGAGAGAUGUGAUAGGCCAGGUCAUUAUGCAAAAUACUGUGAAUCUAUGUACCAUGCCAACAGUCAGCUUUUGACUAGCUUGGGAAACAUGAACAGGAGCGUAAGGGGGAAUUGCGCUCAGACACAAAUACUUCCCCAGGGCAUGGCACAGACACAGGCCUACUCAGCCAGCUUAGAGGCAGCACCCAAGGAUCAGCCGGGGUGGAUGUGCACACCGCAGCAACAGUCAUCUUAGAAUCCGGUCGUGUUCAUAAGGUUCCCUUGGAUACAUUUGGACCCCUAGGUCAGGGAUCUAGUGCAUUGCUUGUGGGAAGAUCUAGUGACACCCUUCAAGGGAUCUUUGUACACCCAGGAGUCAUUGAUGCUGACUUUACAGGCCAGAUUUGUGCUAUGGUUUCCAUACCCACCCCCCCGUCACUAUUCUUGAAAAGACUCGCAUCGCUCAACUUGUGCCUUUUAAGUCAUGUGUUCCCAGGUCAGAACAACGAAGUCGUGGAGAUGGCAGCUUGGAUCUAUGGGACUUCCAGAGAUCUUCUGGACUGCAGACAUCUCUAGCCAAAAGCCACAGAUGAUGUGUACCCUAAUCCUGCCAAAUGCCCAUCUGCCCCAGAUCCAGCUCCAAGGUUUGAUCGACGCGGGCGCUGAUGUGACAAUCAUCUCCUUCUCUGCGUGGCCUCCUACGUGGCCUUUAGCCCCUGUGGAGUCGGCCAUCGCAGGGUUGGGAGGAACCACAAAGAGCUAUUUAAGCGAACGACCUGUGGUGGUAAAAAACCCGGAGGGACAAACAGCUACAGUUCGGUCCAACGUCACUGCAGCUCCACUUAACCUUUGGGAGUGGGAUGUGUUGGCAGCCUGGGGGGGUACGGAUAGGGACACAUUUUUGAUGGGGGUCACUGUGCUGAAGGGCGCAGAGUAUCCUAUGCUGCCUUUGCAGUGGCUAGUAAACAAGCCCAUCUGGGAAUCCCAGUGGCCCGUACCAAAAGAGAAAUUAGUCGCCCUUCAUAAGUUGGUUCAAGAACAAUUACAACAGGGACACAUUGAGCCUUCUACUAGUCCCUGGAACACUCCUGUUUUCAUAAUUAAAUAAAAAUCAGGGAAGUGGAGAUAGUUGCAGGAUCUCCGAAACGUAAGUGCAGUGAUAGAAAGCAUGGGGGCAUUGCAGCCUGGUAUUCCCUCUCCCACCGUGAUUCCAACAGGGUGGGAAAUCCUGAUCAUUGAUUUGAAGGAUUGCUUUUUCACAAUUCCUUUGCAUCCUAAUGAAAACCCAAAAUUUGCUUUUACUGUGCCUGCAGUUAACAAUGCUGAACCUGCAAAGAAAUAUCAAUGGAAGAUUCUACCUCAGGGCAUGAAGAACAGCCCAACUAUCUGCCAAUGAAGAUAAACAGUAAUGAGUACUUUGGACCAAACUACUACAGGAAUACAACAUCAAGUCACCCCAAGGAAACUCCUGAGGCAUACUGCUGCCAUUAUAUGGAUGAUAUCCUGGUGGCAGCAUCCACUCAGGAUGAGCUGCUGAGGAUACAGCCUCUGCUGCUCACUGCUCUGUAUUCUUAUGGAUUGCAAGCGGCUCCGGAGAAAGUUCAACAGCAUCCUCCUUGGAAAUAUUUAGGAGUCAAAAUUUUGGAUCAAACUGCAACACCAAGGGGUGCAGUUCUUGGAUUCUAUUAAGACCCUGAAUGAUGCUCAGAAAUUGCUGGUUACGUCCUUAUCUAGGGCUAACCACAGCACAACUUUCCCUGCUUUUUAAUAUUUUAAAGCAGGACCCUGAGUUGAAUUCACCUUGGAAAUGGACUCCUGAAGUGCGACGAGUGCUGGAGGAGGUGCAGCAGGCUGUUUCUGCUCAUCAGGUUUAUCGAGUGGAUCCCUCCAUUGCUAUCACUGUUUUCAUUACCACUCCAGAUCUACAUCCUACAGGUAUCAUUGGCUAGUGGAAUAAACAAUGGCCCGACCCUUUGCAUAUCCAGGAAUGGGUCUUUUUGCCUCAUCAGCCAAAAAAGACAGCACCCACGUUGUUUGAAUUAAUCGCUUGUUUGAUAAUCAAAUGCCGCCAAUGGUGUUUGCAAUUAAUGGCAGUGGAUCCUGCAACAAUUGUUCUUCCAGUACAGCAGGAACACUUUGAGUGGAGCCUUAUUAACAGUGCUCCUUUGCAAAGUGCGCUGCAGAAUUUUUCAGGGCAGAUUGCUUAUUAUCUGCCCAGCCAUAAAUUACUGCAAUUGGCAAAAUCUACAAGCUUCAUCAUGCAGCCAAAAAAUAGUCAGGUGCCAGUGCAAGGACCCACCAUCUUCACAGAUGGGUCCAGGAAAACUGGGAAAGCUAUUGUUACCUGGAAGGAGGAAUCUGAGUGGCAGGUGCUGGAAGGCCACGAGACAGGCUCAGCCCAACUGGUUGAACUGAGGACUGUUGCCAUGGCUUUUCAGCGGUUCUCUCAGGUACCUUUGAAUUUGGUCACUGAUUCUGCCUACGUAGCAGAUAUAACCCAAUGCUUAGAUUGUUCACUUCUGAAGGAAGUCAAUAAUGUGGCUCUGUUUUCACUAUUGAAAACUUUGUGGUGUGCAAUUCAAGCUUGAGUGCACCCAUAUUACAUUCUGCAUAUUUGAAAUCACACCAAUUUGCCAGGUUUCAUAACAGAAGGCAAUGCCAGGGCUGACAGGCUAGCUAACCCUGCCUGGGUAGCGCCUCAGCCUGACAAAAUUGCACAAGCCAUGGCAUCGCACAUUUUUUUCCAUCAAAGUGAACAUACCCUGCAGAAGCAGUUUCACUUAACGCCAACUGAGGCUUGGGACAUUGUCAGCGCUUGUGCUGACUGUCAUGGACUCGCUGCACCUUUGCCAUUGGGGGUAAACCCCAGAGGCCUAAAAGCCUUACAGCUUUGGCAAACGGAUGUAACACACAUUCCUGAAUUUGGCAGAUUUAAAUAUGUGCAUGUGUCUAUUGACACUUUCUCCUCAGCUAUGUGGGUGUCUGCUCAUACUGAAGAGAAAGGUCGCGAUGUCAUUGCCCAUUGGAAACUGGCUUUCGCGAUCUUGGGCGUGCCUUCUUCUGUGAAAACCGAUAAUGGCCCUGCCUAUGCGUCACAGAAGAUGCAGCAGUUUUUGCAACUAUGGGGUGUGAACCAUACUUUGGGUAUUCCGCAUUCUCCUACUGGCCAAGCCAUUGUUGAACGUGCUCACGGCACCUUGAAGCAUGUUUUAGAGAAACAAAAAGAGGGAAUGCAUGGAGAAACCCCACAGAGUCGACUAGAAAAGCGUUAUAUACAAUUAAUCAUCUUACAGUGUGGGAUAUGCCCAGCCACUGCCCUGGAGGGAUGUCUGCUGAGAU